This is a messenger RNA of Cimex lectularius (bed bug), 6721 nucleotides long. RefSeq names its product activating signal cointegrator 1 complex subunit 3 (gene obe). NCBI's taxonomy places the organism in Eukaryota, Metazoa, Arthropoda, Insecta, Hemiptera, Cimicidae. Gene Ontology annotation, molecular function: nucleic acid binding; ATP hydrolysis activity; ATP binding. The transcript has 35 exons. Bases 144 to 6557 code for a protein of 2137 amino acids. The record is from RefSeq and is a predicted model, not a curated record.
GUAGGUUUUUCGGCGGUUAUUCUGUCAAGUGACACAUGAGUCUUGUAGAAUUAGCCGUUUUAAUUUUCUAAUUAAUUUUGUUUUAGUUUGUAUUUUACAUUGAUAUUUAGUUGUGAAGGGUGGAAAUCCACUUUUUCAAGAAUAUGGACGUCCAGUUGCCCAGGCUGACUCGCUAUUUGAGAUCAUUCACCAAUUUAGAGCCCAGGAAACAUUUCAUCGAGAACGAACCGGUCUAUCCUAUAAACAGGAACAGUUAUGAAGACAAAACGCCUCCGCAGAGCCAGUGGCCUUUGCUGUACAAAACGAUCGAAAGUUACGGAUGCAACAAGCAGAGUGUGAGCGACAACCUGGUUCUACUCAGAAGGUUGACGCUGGGCAUUUGCAAUGAUUUAGAUCUCGUCAAGGAAAGUUCUAUCUUUAUAUUCAAGCUGUUUAUGGUUAAUGGCAACCAGACCUUGAAAAAACAAUGUACAACACUAAAUCAAAUGUAUGGCUUUGUUGAUCAAGAUCAGGUUUACAAAAUAGCUAAAGUAGUAAAUGAAAUAUUGGCCGAACUGAGUGAUGAAUGCAAAAUGGCCCUUCAAAAGAUUUUGUUAAACUCAGAAGAGCAAAUAAACGGAAAUCUAAUGAAGGAAGACUUCAAGAACUGGAUAAACCCCUGGAUCCCGCCAGACACUACCUUUUUAACAGAUUUGAACCAAAAGCCGAGUUCAAACACUAUUUUGGACACGUUUUCGAUGGCUUACACUGGAAACAUAGCAGAACAACAACUUAGGGAAGAACCAAAGAAAGAAAUGUAUGAUAAACAGUGGUUAUAUAAAGAAAUUCAAAAGUGUUAUAAUGAGGAUAAUUUUUCUGGAUUGUCUAUUGAUGAUAUAUACGAAUCAAUUUCGCAAUCCAUAUUAUCAUCAAAAAGUUCUGAUGAACUCCAGAACGAGUUAUUUGAUUUUUUGGGAUAUGGAGAUAUUGAGCUUAUCCAGUCUAUGAUAGAAAAACGACACUCCAUUGCUUUGAGUUUGAAAUUAGAUAAAGGGAAAAAAUUAGUUCUGAAACCUUGCAACAAUGAGAAAGAGCAGGAUCUAGUUAGUUCUCAACAAAAACUCCAAAGGAGAGAGGAUAAACCAUUAAAAAAUAUGUCCAAAUUUACGAAAGACGACGAUUCGGAUAUUUACAUGUUACAUAGAAAAAGAAAUAAUGAAGAUGUUAAAAAAGAGUCUGAACUGAAAAAAAUAUUUUCUACACCUAAAGAAACAUAUCCUCAUGUGUAUGAUGCUAUCAAAGAUGCGCAAAAGCAAACAGGUUUUAUAACAGGAGUAAAAAUGAUGCUGCCUGAAAAUGUAUGUAGAGUAGACAAUAAACAAUACGAAGAAGUAAACAUUCCAAUCCCGCCUCCAACGCCUCUGAAUGUUGGAAAUAAUUUAAUACCGAUCGAUUCACUGGAUGAGUAUGGAAAGUUGGCUUUUUCCGGAAUGAAAUCCCUUAAUAGGAUUCAGUCUGUAGUUUUCGAAACAGCAUACAACACAAAUGAAAAUUUAUUGAUUUGUGCCCCGACAGGAGCUGGGAAAACCAACAUUGCUCUUUUAACUGUGAUGCAUACGAUACGUGAACAUAUAGAUAAUGGUAUUAUAAAAAAAGAACAUUUCAAGAUAGUUUAUGUUGCACCGAUGAAAGCCCUUGCCGCUGAAAUGACGGCUAACUUUAAUAAAAGGCUCAACUGCUUAGGAAUAACGGUUAAGGAACUAACUGGAGACAUGCAACUUACAAAGACAGAAAUCCUACAAACGCAAAUGCUUGUGACGACACCUGAAAAAUGGGACGUUGUCACGAGAAAGUCAACAGGUGAUGUUGCUCUUUCAAAACUGGUGAAAUUGUUGAUAAUUGAUGAAGUUCAUUUGCUGCAUGGUGAUAGAGGCCCUGUUAUUGAAGCUCUUGUUGCUCGUACACUUCGCCAGGUGGAAACGUCCCAGAGUAUGAUUCGGAUUGUCGGCCUUUCUGCAACAUUACCAAAUUAUUUAGAUGUCGCUCGUUUCCUCCACGUCAAUCCUCAAGUUGGUCUGUUUUAUUUCGACGGACGGUUCAGGCCAGUGCCUUUGGAACAGACAUUUAUAGGAGUGAAAGCUAUAAAACCUCUUCAACAAAUGGCUGACAUGGACAACGUAUGCUAUGAUAAAGUUGUUGAAAUGGUUCAAAGAGGACAUCAGGUUAUGGUGUUUGUUCAUGCAAGAAAUGCGACUGUAAGAGUGGCUAAUGUUUUAGUGGAGCUUGCACGGCAAAAAUAUCAGUUGGGUCUCUUCCAGCCAGAAGAGUCUUCUGCUUUUAGCGCAGCUCUAAAAUCUUUCAGUAAAGACAGAAUAAAAGAACUAGGCCAACUUUUAUGCAAUGGUUUUUCUGUUCACCAUGCAGGCCUUCUUCGAAUUGACAGAAAUUUGAUAGAAAAGACAUUUUCCAAUGGUGUCAUUAAAGUUUUGGUUUGUACUUCGACUUUAGCCUGGGGUGUUAAUCUUCCUGCUCAUGCCGUUAUUAUCAGGGGAACUGAAAUAUACGAUGCAAAACAUGGAUCUUUCAUAGAUUUAGGGAUUUUGGAUGUACUUCAGAUUUUUGGUCGAGCCGGGAGGCCCCAGUUUGACACUUCCGGCCAUGGAACUAUUAUAACGAGUCACAAUAAAUUAUCACAUUAUCUUUCACUGUUGACAAAUCAAUUUCCUAUCGAAAGUAGUUUUAUAAAUUUCCUCGCAGACAAUUUAAAUGCCGAGAUAUCGUUAGGCACUAUAAGUAAUGUCGAUGAAGCUGUGGAGUGGUUGAGCUACACGUAUCUUUUCGUGAGGAUGCGAAUAAACCCCCAAGUUUAUGGAAUAAAUUAUCAGGAUGUAAUUGAAGAACCGACGUUAUUGACUAAGAGGAGAGAAUUGAUAGACAGUGCUGCUAAAGCAUUGGACAAAGCGAAAAUGAUCAGGUACAACAGUAGGACGGGAUCUUUAGCUAUAACAGAUCUUGGACGUACUGCUAGCCACUUUUAUAUCAAAUACAACACUGUGGAGGUGUUUAAUGAAAUGAUGACAGAAGUGAUGAAUGAGUCUGAAAUAUUGACAAUGGUCUCACAUUCUCAAGAAUUCCAACAACUGAAGGUCAGAGAAGACGAAAUGGGAGAGCUUGAUGAAAUUCUUUCUAACAAUUGUGAAUAUGACGUAGCAGGAGGUAAAGAGAAUUUACAUGGCAAGGUUAAUAUUCUAAUGCAGGCUUAUUUAAGCAGAAAAAGAAUAAAUUCGUUUUCUCUUGUUUCUGACCUCAGCUAUAUAUCUCAGAAUGCCGUUCGAAUCAUGAGAGCGCUUUUUGAAAUAUCGUUGAGAUCGAAUAAUGCAAUAUUGGCUGGAAAAUUUCUUCAAAUGGCCCUGAUGUUGGAACAUCAACAGUGGAAUUGGGAAACUCCUUUAAGGCAGUUUUCUAUACUGAAUUUUGAUAUUAUUACUAAACUUGAAGAGAGGGACCUUUCUAUAUUGUCGAUCCGAGAAAUGGACUCAAAAGAAAUAGGGUUUUGGGUGAGAAAUACAAAGGUAGGUGCUACUGUGAAAAAAUGCGCAUUUGAACUUCCACUCGUUGAGCUUUCAGCAAGUCUUCAUCCCAUUACGAGGACGGUGUUGCGCGUCAAAUUAACAAUAACUCCUGAUUUUACCUGGAAUGUCAAAGUUCAUGGAAAGACAUCAGAAACAUAUUGGAUAUGGAUAGAAGAUCCGAAGGCGACUACAAUCUGCCAUUCAGAAUAUUUUUUACUCACUAUGAAACAAGUUAUCAAUAAAGAACCGCAAGAACUUGUUAUGACAAUGCCUCUCGUAGAGCCUUUGCCUUCACAGUAUAUCAUCAAGGUGACGAGCGAUCGCUGGCUCGGAUGUUCGACCGUUCUGCCGAUAAAUGUUCAAAAUAUAAUAUUACCAGAGAGCCAUCCUCCGCACACAGAACUUCUUGAUCUCCAACCGUUGCCCGUCACUGCAUUAAACAACCCGGAGUACCAAACUAUUUAUAAAUUUUCUCAUUUUAAUCCAAUUCAAACUCAACUUUUCCACUGUCUUUAUCACACUGACAACAAUGUCUUGCUCGGAGCGCCGACUGGUUCAGGAAAAACUAUUAUGGCUGAAAUUGCUAUGUUGAGAGUGUUUACCAAAUAUCCAAAUUGCAAGGUUGUUUAUGUUGCACCUCUUAAAGCCCUGGUUAGGGAAAGGAUUGAAGAUUGGAAAUUAAGAUUUGAGGAAAAGUUGAACCGAAGUGUUGUUGAAUUAACAGGUGAUGUUUCACCCGAUAUUCAAGCCAUAACAAACUCUGAUAUAAUUGUUACAACGCCUGAAAAAUGGGAUGGUAUAUCUCGUAGCUGGCAGACUCGUAGUUAUGUUCAAAGUGUCGCUUUGAUUGUCCUCGACGAGGUUCACCUUCUUGGCGAAGACAGAGGCCCUGUGCUUGAAGUCAUCGUUUCCCGUACAAACUUCAUUUCCGCCCAUACAGAACGUCCGUUGAGGAUCGUCGCCCUUUCAACCGCAAUCGCUAAUGCUCGCGACCUCGCAAACUGGCUCGGAAUAGGAGAAAUGGGUUUGUACAACUUCAGACCAUCUGUACGUCCUGUACCGCUAGAGGUGCACAUCCAUGGAUUUCCAGGGAAGCAUUAUUGUCCAAGAAUGGCUACAAUGAACAGGCCAAUAUUCCAAGCGAUAAGCAACCACUCGCCAUGCCAGCCUACUUUAAUUUUUGUAUCUUCGAGAAGACAGACGAGAUUAACUGCCUUAGACCUAAUAGCAUCUUUAGCAGCUGAUAGUAACCCAAAGCAAUGGCUGCACUGUUAUGAAGAUGCAAUGGAUCAAAUAAUAAAGACUGUGAAGGAUUCAAAUUUGAGAUUAACUUUAGCUUUUGGCAUUGGUCUUCACCAUGCCGGUCUUCAACACCACGAUAGGAAAGUAGUAGAAGAGCUUUUUGUCAAUCAAAAGAUACAGGUUUUGAUUGCAACAUCCACCUUGGCUUGGGGUGUGAACUUACCGGCGCAUUUAGUCGUCGUGAAAGGAACUGAAUAUUAUGAUGCAAAGACCAAAAGAUAUUUAGACAUGCCUAUAACUGAUGUUCUUCAAAUGAUGGGAAGGGCUGGCCGGCCUCAGUUUGACAACCAGGGAAUCGCCGUUAUCUUCGUCCACGAUGUUAAGAAGAACUUUUACAAGCGUUUUCUCUACGAGCCUUUCCCGGUCGAAUCCAGCCUGCUUAAAGUGUUACCAGACCAUUUAAGUGCAGAAAUCGUGGCCGGGACAAUAAAAACAAAACAAGAAGCCUUGGAUUAUCUGACUUGGACUUAUUUCUUUAGACGACUGCUUAAAAAUCCAACUUAUUACGGCCUCGAGGCCUUAGAUGAAACAGACGUCAAUAGCUAUUUAUCAAAACUUGUUGAUAAAACUCUUCUAACACUGUUUUAUGCUGGAUGUGUUACAUUGCAUGAGGAUGAAAGGACAGUCAGUUCAACAUCAAUGGGGAGAAUUGCUGCAUAUUAUUAUCUGUCUUAUCAGACAAUGCUCCAGCUCCAUGACAAUCUAGAACCAUCUCUAAGCCUUGAGAAAUGUUUAUAUACGAUGUGUCACGUAUAUGAGUACAGCGAGCUACCUGUCAGGCACAAUGAAGAAAUUCUUAAUGGAGAUUUGGCUAAACUUUGCCCCUGGAAAGUGGAUGAGUUAAUGCUCGACUCCCCUCACAUAAAAACAUAUUUACUACUACAAGCGCAUUUUUCAAGACUGGAACUACCAAGCACUGAUUAUUACACCGACUUGAAGUCUGUUUUGGAUCAAGCUAUCCGUAUCCUUCAGGGAAUGCUCGAUGUAUGUGCUGAAAGCGGAUGGCUGGCCCUCUCGCUCAGGUUGCAGCAUUUAAUGCAAAUGAUCAUGCAAGGUCGGUGGCUCACAGACUCUCCUUUCACAACGCUUCCCGGCGUAGAACCUUACAUGGCACCGAGUUUGCACGCCAAGCCUAAAUUGAGUAUUCUGCCACAGGCUGUAAUUGCUGCGAACAAAGGAUAUGCCCAUGUAGCACCGUUGUUCAUGCCUGAAAUGGACGAAGGGCAGAUUGAAAGGGUUUAUAACACACUGAAAUUAUUGCCAAUUUUAAAUGUUGGUUUGAGCUUAAACGGCAAUUCGGAAGAAAAAAGCGAGAUCAGAAGAGUCAGCAAGGAAGCACUGAAAGUACAUUGUGACUCAGAGUACACGUUGAGCAUUACUCUAGAAAGGAUUAAUAAAAGUACCGAAAAGUAUGCAUAUACGCCAAAAUUCCAUAAACCAAAGACGGAGGGUUGGAUAUUGACACUAGGCGAUAUAGAAAAAGGCGAACUGCUUGCUCUCAGAAGAGUUACAUUUUCGUAUCGCAGGACUACAGCACAAUUGACUUUUUAUACACCAAAACAAUCAGGUACUGCAGUUUAUACAUUGUACGUCAUGUCGGAUACUUACCUUGGGCUUGAUCAACAAUACAACAUAGUCCUUGAUGUUGAAGAAAAUAUGACAAAUUUAAAACAAUUAAAUCUAGAUUCAGAGGAAUUCGAAUAAUAACAUUUUUGAAUUGAUUAAUUAACCUCACAAGAUAAAUAUUUUUAACAGAUACAUUAAUUUACUUAGAAUUCAUUUUAUGAGAAUUCAUAUAUAUAUAAAUUUUUUUUAAAUUAUAAAAGAUAUUGUUAGCAUUAAAGGCUGUGAAAAUAAUUUUAUAGGAG